UUGUAAGGCUGGAACCAACAAAUAGCAGCGAAAAGAGAGAGACUUCCUGUCCCCGUCUCUGACUGUUGAUUUAUCAUCCUCGCCAACUAUCGCCAUUUCUCUCUAUCUCUAUCUCUCUCUCUCUCUCUCUCGCUAAGAAACCGAAAGCAGAAAAGGAAAAGAAAAUGGCGACUCAUAGAAGCUCGCGCAGUGGAGUCGGCGUUUCGUUUCGGGUGUUGGGAUCGGCUGUAUCACUAGCAGUGUUUCUGUGCUUGACCGUAUCUCUUCUCUUCACUGCUCACUCUCACUCUACCACCGACACCCAUGGUUUCAGUAAUGUGGGAUACGGGUUGGGAUCCGGCAGGAGAUCCGUGCUGGCGAUGAAAUCGGAUCCGCUUAAGUCACGAUUGGAUCAGAUCCGGAAGCAAGCGGAUGAUCACCGGUCGCUAGCGCAUGCGUAUGCAUCGUAUGCGCGGAAACUGAAGCUUGAGAAUUCGAAGCUUGUUAGGGUUUUUGCUGAUCUGUCGCGAAAUUACACUGAUCUUAUUAACAAGCCAUCGUAUAGAGCUCUUUCCGAGUCGGAUUCUCUGUCCAUUGAUGAGGCUACGCUUAGAUUGUUCGAGAAGGAAGUGAAAGAGAGGAUCAAAGUUACGAGGCAAGUGAUUGCUGAAGCGAAAGAGAGUUUUGACAAUCAGUUGAAGAUUCAGAAGUUGAAGGAUACUAUUUUUGCGGUUAAUGAGCAGUUAACCAAAGCGAAAAAGCAAGGGGCGUUUUCGAGUUUGAUUGCUGCGAAAUCGAUACCUAAGAGUUUGCAUUGCCUUGCGAUGAGGUUGAUGGAGGAGAGGAUUGCUCAUCCGGAGAAGUAUAAUGAUGAAGGGAAGCCACCCCUUCCGGAGUUGGAGGAUCCGAAGCUUUAUCAUUAUGCGAUUUUCUCUGAUAAUGUGAUUGCAGCGUCGGUGGUGGUGAAUUCCGCGGUGAAGAAUGCAAAAGAGCCAUGGAAACAUGUUUUUCAUGUCGUGACUGAUAAAAUGAAUCUCGGGGCAAUGCAGGUUAUGUUUAAAUUAAAAGAUUAUAAUGGGGCACAUAUAGAGGUGAAAGCUGUUGAGGAUUAUAAAUUCUUGAAUUCUUCAUAUGUGCCUGUACUUAAGCAAUUGGAGUCGGCGAAUCUGCAGAAGUUUUACUUUGAGAAUAAGCUCGAGAAUGCAACCAAGGAUACUACAAAUAUGAAGUUUAGGAACCCCAAGUACUUGUCAAUCUUGAAUCACUUACGGUUCUAUUUGCCGGAGAUGUAUCCAAAGUUGCAUAGAAUAUUGUUUUUAGAUGAUGAUAUAGUGGUGCAAAAGGACUUGACCGGGUUAUGGAAGAUAGAUAUGGAUGGGAAGGUGAAUGGAGCUGUGGAGACCUGUUUCGGGUCAUUUCAUAGGUAUGCUCAGUAUAUGAAUUUCUCACACCCCUUGAUCAAGGAGAAGUUUAACCCGAAGGCUUGUGCUUGGGCGUACGGCAUGAACUUCUUUGAUUUGGAUGCUUGGAGGAGAGAGAAGUGCACGGAAGAGUAUCAUUAUUGGCAGAACCUGAAUGAGAACCGAACCUUGUGGAAAUUGGGGACGCUGCCCCCGGGUUUAAUCACAUUUUACUCAACAACAAAGCCGCUAGACAAGUCAUGGCAUGUCCUGGGACUUGGGUAUAAUCCUAGCAUUAGUAUGGACGAGAUUCAGUCUGCCGCGGUGGUGCAUUUCAAUGGGAAUAUGAAGCCGUGGCUUGAUAUUGCAAUGACCCAGUUUAAACCCCUAUGGACAAAGCAUGUUGACUAUGAGUUGGAGUUUGUCCAGGCCUGCAAUUUUGGUCUCUAAAUACCCUUCAUGGUUGAAGAUUUGCCAGUGCCAGUAAAACCUAUAUCUUGUGUCCUCUUGUUACACCACCGUCAAUUAUUCGCAUCCAAGAUGGAAGAAAUCCAACGCCACCCCAAGUGUAGCAUAAGUUGAAUUAAUUUUAGAUUUCUUCUCCCACUUAUUUAUACAAAGCAUGUCAACUAAAAUGUGUAUUUGACCGCAAGGUGUAGUAGCUACAAAAAAACAUGGUUGGAUUUUAAUGUUAUAUUGUUCAAGAAUUUCUCAAA
Molecule: messenger RNA, 2095 nt
Organism: Populus trichocarpa (black cottonwood)
Lineage: Eukaryota; Viridiplantae; Streptophyta; Magnoliopsida; Malpighiales; Salicaceae
Product: galacturonosyltransferase 8
Exons: 3
Coding region: 165-1829 (554 amino acids)
Molecular function (GO): polygalacturonate 4-alpha-galacturonosyltransferase activity
Source: RefSeq, a predicted model, not a curated record